Periconia digitata is the source of this 542-nucleotide messenger RNA. The record is from the annotation of a GenBank genome assembly. Lineage: Eukaryota; Fungi; Ascomycota; Dothideomycetes; Pleosporales; Periconiaceae.
UCCACGCCGCCUGCAACGACACCACUUCGACAAUCCGAACAUACUGACUCCUAGGUCCCACAUCUUCGGUGCGCAUUUUUCCUUUGACAUCCUUUCUGGAUUCAAUAUACUGACAAACCAAAGAAUCAGCCCAUCAUGGUCAAGAAGCGAGCAUCCAACGGCCGUAACAAGAAGGGUCGUGGCCACGUUAAGCCCAUCCGCUGCUCCAACUGCUCGCGAUGCACUCCCAAGGACAAGGCAAUCAAGAGGUUCACCAUCCGCAACAUGGUUGAAUCUGCUGCCAUCCGUGAUAUCUCUGAUGCUUCCGUGUUCCCCGAAUACACUGUCCCCAAGAUGUACUUGAAGCUUCAGUACUGCGUCUCGUGCGCCAUCCACGGCAAGAUUGUCCGUGUCCGUUCCCGUGAGGGCCGCCGCAACCGUGCUCCCCCGCCACGCGUCAGGUACAACAAGGACGGAAAGAAGGUCAACCCCCAGCAGCAACCCGCCAAGGUCGCUGGCGCUCAAGCUUAAAGGGGAGAUGGUGCGAUUGAGGAAUGAAUAAC